GUUUAGUUUGCGUAAAGUUCUUUUUUAAGAUUUAACCAAAAUGAUAUAUUAGAUAGAUUUGCGAAUCAUAUAUCAAAUGAUUGGUGUAACUUGUGUUUUAAAAAGAUGUGUGGAUUGUUUAGAAAAAAGAUAUAAAUUUCUGAAGCAAUUUAAUAACGCACAAUGAAUUAGAGUGAAUGUGCACUUCUUGUUUGAACAAUUUUCGGUGUGCAAAUAAAAACGACGCAAUUGGUCAACAUAACAUUUGAUCUCCUCAAUCAAUCAUCCAGUUUUUCGGUUGAAUGAAAUAAUUCUAACAACAAAAAUCAUUUUUAUAACAAAAAUAAAAACCGAAAUUACAAAUUUUAACAAGUGACAAAAAAAAUGUUGAGUGAAUUUUGAAUUUGGUUGCUUUAUGGUAGUUGGUGAGAGAAUUCAAGAGGUGGUUAACUUGUGAGAAGAAGGAUUUGUAAAGUGAAAAAAAGAUUUCGAAAGUAUGUGGUGUUGUGUAAGUUGCUUUUUGUGAUUGGGGUAGAAGCAGAGAUUCAUCAGAAUAAUUCAUUUAUGAAGAAAUAAAAUUACACCCAAUUUUGUGGAUUACUUUGGUACAACAAGACGCAUUUUUAAAUAUUUAAUCGAAAUUCAACGAUUGCAGACUAUUCAACAGAAACUGAUGAUUUAAUCAAUUUGAAAAGUUUCGACAAUUUCAUAAUGGUUUUACCACAGAAAUGAGAAACAUGAACAUUUUACCAUUACAACAUUGAAAUAGGAAAAAAAAAUAACAAGUGAACUUUGUGAGUGCGCACGGAUUACAUAUAUUUUUCAAUAACCCUUUCCAUUCGUCAACUACGUUUGGAAGUUUUAACCGCUGGAAGAAAAAGACAUUUUUUCGAAUUUUGUCGACGUUAAAAAUUCAACAACCUUUUCAAUGGAGGAGACUGAUUUCAAUUGGUUUCCUUAUCUAAAAAGGAAAAUAAAAUAUUAAAAACUUGGAAUGUAUGGAACAAGUGAAGAACGGCGUUACAUGGGACCAGCUGGUUCACAAACGCAGCAUCACCACAAUUCGCAUCCACAUUCAAAUAGCCAACAAGCAACUGCUGUACCGCAUUUGGCACCGCAUCCAAACACUCCAUUUCCGUCGUACUUUUCACCAUACUCACAUUUCCAGCAUUUGGCUGCAUUGCAUACCAGUUUCGGUGGCAGUAAUCUAAGUACAACCGAUCUUAUUCUUAACCAAACAAGUGCUCUCACAUCGAGCCUAUGGCCUGGUUCGCCAACACUCUCUUCGACAACCAAUGCUCAUUUACCACAUACACCGUCUAAUGCUGCUAGCAGUGGACGCUUAUCCGCUUUUGAUUUUUAUACUAAUGGCCAAGUGAGCGAUUCGUUAUUGGCUGCAAGAGGUUUUAAUACACCAUCCGUUAAUGCUCCAUAUUUACCGGUGUCAUCGUUGGAUUUAGUGGCGAAAAAUUUUCAAGCCGCUGCUGCAGCUGCACAGUUUAGUCAAGCAAAGAGUCUUUUUCUGCAAUCACAAACGGAUCUUUUUGGCAGUACUAUAUCGACAACAAAAAAAAGUGAAACAUGUUUCGGCCGAUGGCAAACGACCCAUCAACAACAGCACGUAUUCGAACCACUUCAUAUACAAGUUCCACCAAUUACAACGGCCAAUAGUAUUACAAUAAAAAGUGAGAACAUUAGUUCAGGUAGUUCAGUGUCAUCGCAACAUCUGCAAAAAACUAGCACUGAUAGCAGAACAAAUAAUCAAAUUGAUGGAUUUAGUUCUCCAUAUUAUUCGCCACCGAAAUCGACCACAACAAAAACAACAGUCUCCACUUCACCAAGCUCGCGACUCUCCAAUGGUGGAACGCCAUUGCCAAUAACACAUACUACACAUACAGCUACGUCGGUCGCCAGCACAUCAUCUCAUACCAAAACAACAAACACCAUCCAUUCGUUGCACGAUAUCACUUCUGGUUGUAGUCGAACCAUCCCGAUUACGUGGAAUAACUCAUCACUUUUACAGAUAAAACGUGAACCGUGUCAAGUGUCUGAAGUGACGACAUCAAAUAAUUUUCCGUCAACGGCAACAGUUCAAUUACAAGAGCAACAAAGAAAAACGAUAGCCACAGAUCAAGCAAUUGUCAAAAAAGAAAUAAAAUCACCGACUGAAACGUCUUCGUCAACAAUAUCGCUAUCGACCACCGCAUCAAAUAUGGAACAUACCAACAAUAAUUCAGUUCAAUCGGGUGCAAUUCCGGUUGGAAUAGCUGUGGCACGUCAGCGCCUCCAAGAGCACGCUCAACAACAACAGCAACAUCAAACGAAAGACAUCAAUCGAUUCGGCAAUAUAGGCAUUGCCACUGAUUUGGGAGGCGCAACAUCAGCAUUUACUCAACAAAACAUGUUUUACACAGGUACAAAUUCAACCAUGAUUCCCUUUUCUUCAGAUGUUGCAACCGCUGCUGCCGUUUCUAUGGGUGUAUCGAAUGUACAAAACACGGUCAGAACUCCGCCUACGUUAUGGCAAUAUCCAGCUCCGGUGCCGGUGGAAUCAAUGCUGCCACAUGUGCCAUUUCAACUGCUUCGUGAUCCAAACAGUGGACAAUUUCUAUUUUUCCCAACAGCAGCGACAUCGAUAGAUAAACUUCUUAUAUCUUAUCCAUCAGAACCGUUUCAACAAGCCGUUGUGUGGCCCACCACAUAUACUCAGCCACAAACAACAAUUCAGUCGACCCCACAUUUGAUAAUGCCACCAAUUACGGCCGCACCAUCAAUACAACAACCACCACCAUUGGCUCCGCUACUAUUUAGCGCAUCCGAUUAUCUAUCGGCCGGUACAACAUUGCAUCAGCAUACACAAACACACAGCACUCGAUUAGUAGCAGUGGCAUCGAACGAUAAUACGAAUAAGCGUAAAUCGAGUCAUAAUCCAACAAUUCCAAUGCCAAUACAGCCUGCACCGACAUUGAUUAAAAUUGAAGAUUCGAUGCAUUCGGGUGUUCCAACAUUGGCUCCGUUUGAACAAAAAUCGGCACCGAUACAAACGGCAACGAUAACAGCCACUCAAACAAAUGAUGUUACUCCAGAGAUUGCAACACAACUGGGCAAUUAUUAUCAAGCGCAUGGUUUACAUGGAAACUUAAUUCAACUUACACCGCACAACACUUCAGUUGGUGCAACGCAAACGCUUCCAAACAAUGGAAGUAAUCCAACGAUUCCGGCAGCCAUACCAUUACUAAACACAUUGGACUGCAGAACAUUACAGUCACAACCGAUGCCACAUAUUUUAACGCCACCAGAUGUAACCAUCUCGACAAUGUCUUGUUUAACACCAAUUUCAGAAACGUAUUCAAGAUGCGAUGACAAUUUGGAUUCAUCGGGAGUCAGCAGUUUACCCGAAGUUCAAGAUGCAACAAUGCAAACGGAUACACCAGUAAUGAGUGAAGAUGACAAUACAAACGGUGCCGAUGAUUCAGCGUAUGCAUCGAAUAUUAUAGUGAAUUCAAAUUCAAUGACCGACGAUAUGAGUGUGGCUGUACCAACAUCAACAUCAUGUGCCGAUCUGUGCCAUAGCAUGACAAAUAACAUUUCAGAUAGUUCAUCGAUUCAUUCACCACCACAAAAUACUUCGCCGCAAAGUACAAGCUGCACAAGCGAUUUGAUACAUAGCUCAACCAGCGGCAUGAGUUUAAGUUGUACCAUCUCUGGGGAUAGUAAUAAAUCGACUGAAUGUAGUUUUGAAAUGGCUGUAUCAUCCACAAAUAUGAUCGAAGAUGAACGAUCUUUUAAUCAACAAACGCCAGAAAGUGAUGUGGUUACGUCAUUAUCAAAUGUUCGUCCAGAAACGCCACAACCGACCGAUUUGUCAAUCAAUUCAAGUGCUACAUUUGCAACGUCACCCAUUCAACAAGAGAAAUCGACUCCGACCAAGUCAAUGGGUCCCGAUAUCAGUGGUUUGGAAUUGCUAUCAAAUAGCAUUGAAGCAUUCGAAAAGCGACCAUUCAUCAAACAAGAACCAAUAGAUCGUUCACAAAUUUCGCCAAAUGUGUAUGAACCACCAUCGUACAGUCCACCGCGUUCAAAUGCAAUCGAAGAGACACGACGUGCCAGCAUUGAACAAUAUGAAAACCGGCCACCAAUAAUAUACGAAGAGCAUAUUGCAUCAUCUCAAACGCCACAGCAUAAAACCACCUAUGUUCCAGCCAACGAUCAAUUGGGCGGUUUGAAUUUGUUGUGCGCAUUGGCCGAACAACAUUUUCAAGAAGAAGUGGUUAGCAACGAACAUCGAUUGGAGCGCAAGCGAUCAUCUUCGUCGGACGGUUCGGAACCGAAACGUAGUAAAAAACAUAAAGAAAAACAUGCCAUUAAAAAGGCAAAGAAGAAGGAACGCAAGGAAAAGAAACGAAAUAGUAGUGACGGUUCAAAUGGAAUCUCAUCAACGGAAGAUGCCGUCGAAAAAGAUUUUCGAGAAACAUUUGAUCGUAUCAAGGAAAAGUACAUGAAAUGUGAUUGUCGAAAGAGUUUGUUGAAUGAACCAUGUUGUUGUAAAAUGAAAUUUCCGACACCCGAAGAGGUGUAUGGCGCAAUGAAAUCCGAAAUGAGACAUCAAUUGGCCGAAAUUAAGCGAAAAGUAAAAGAAGAAGAACGAAAAUUGGAUGCAAUCAACAGUAAAGAUCGAUUCCAACGUGAAUCGACGCCAUCAUCAUCAAAAAGUUCGAGUUCAUCGUCAAAAUUGUCCUUCACCUCGAUGCCAACAUUUUCACCAUCGAUUCUAUCGUCAUCCACGUCCAUUGAAUGCAAUCAAAGUAAUGUCGUUGAAUUUCCAUCAAAUGGAAAAAUUUACAGUGACACCGAGUCUUGUUCGUCAACAUCGUCGAAACGUAAAUUACCUAUCGUAUGUAAUCCAAUCGAAUACCAAGCAAAAAAGAGCAAAAGUCUAGUUGGCUACAUUUUUGAAUCGAAAAAACGAAUAAAUGACAGUAAAUUUGAAAGUAGCCCAUCGGCCACCGAUGAUGGCAGCAUUAAUUCAGAUAUGUCGGCCAGUUUGAAACGGAAUGCGGCAAAAAUUAAACAAGAAAUAUAUGAUUUUGAUGAUUUGGGCCCGCAUCCAGAAGUAAAACUAUUUGGAAGUUUCUCCGAUGAAAAUCGCAAUAAGAAUCAUUUGAGCAGUGCAAUCAGUGAGGGUACAGUUAAAUUGAAGCCAUCCGCACUGUCAAAACAUAAUAAAAAAAUUAAAAUUGGCAAAGAACGAAAGCACCAUCAACGAAGAGUAUCAGAACAUAAGCAUCGGUGCUUGGUAACCGACGAGACUUUGGAUGGUUUGACUGAUGGUAAAAAGCAACGGGUACUUACUGCUAUGGGUGGACUCUUUUAUGCUGGCUACUUGACAGCAAUUCGUCCGCCAGAUCUAUAUGGUGUUACUUUGGAUGGUGAACGUGGCAACAAGGCGCAUAUUAUGUCACGUGAAGAUAUAUUAAGAGAUGCGAUUAUCGAAAUGGCACCGACAUCGGCGGCAGAAGUGCCACCCGGCACACGAUUGUGUGCAUACUGGAGUCAACAGUAUCGCUGCCUUUAUCCAGGAACAGUGGCUAUUUCAUCGUCACCCGAAUAUGAACCGGAUCCAAAGUUUGCUGUCGUUGAAUUUGAUGAUGGAGACAGUGGUCGCAUCGCGAUCGAGGAUAUUCGCUUUUUGACUAAUGAUUAUCCUGUUGUUGAAUACGACCCAAAUCCAUUACAAUCGUUAGGAAAACGUAAUAAGCCAAAAGCAAAUGUCGAACUUACAGACCCAAAUCAACCGUCAACGAGUGCGAAUGUCUUCAGUUUGUGUCAUGAAUCCAAUGAACAUCCCCAAACGCGAGAGGAAAAAGAAGCAUACAAGGAACGUCGACGGCUUAAAAAAUUGCGAAAAGAUAAACUUCGACAAUUGUCAUCGACCGAUGAUCCAAAUGCAAAACAUAAGCACAAACAUAAGCAUAAGUGCGGCGAUGAAUUGUGCAAACAUCGCAAACAUAAAAAGCGAAGAAAGCACAAGAAACAUCAUCAUCGCGAAUUGAAUGCGAUGACCAAUUUCAAAGAAUCAUUGAUCGAAGAAAAAUCAAUCGAAGACGAUGAGCAAUGUGAUGUGGACAGUGGUGAUUCACACGAAAUUCCAAAGGUAAUUGAAAAAUCGGGAGAACCGAAAAAUAUCCAAGUGGCCAAAAGUACACUAACCAAAUCGGUUAAUAUCAAACUCAACAAAAUCGAGUGGCCACUCGACGAGGACGUCGUAUCGUCACUCACUGAAGAUAGCUCCGGAUCAAGCUACAAUCCUGGCAAAGGAAAAAGCACAUCAAACGAAAAGCAUAGUAAAAUUGCUGCAUUUUUACCGGCCCGUCAAUUGUGGGCAUGGUCGGGCAAAGGAUAUAAACGAACCACAGGAAAGGGUGCACGCAAUAAAAAAGUCUUUUAUAAAUCAAUUCAACGUGGCAAAGAAACAAUUUCGGUUGGCGAUAGUGCUGUAUUCCUAUCGACUGGACGGCCAGAUAGGCCAUAUAUUGGACAAAUUGAAUCCCUAUGGGAGACGAAUUCAAACAAUCGGGUGGUAAAGGUCAAAUGGUACUAUCAUCCCGAAGAGACAACCGGCGCUCCAGAUCUUCUUUAUCCCGGUGCUUUAUUUGAAUCUCCGCAUGAAGAUGAGAAUGACGUUCAAACCAUAUCACAUAAAUGCAAAGUAUUACCAUUGAAUGCGUAUACAAAGAAAUACGGGCCAGAUCCAAAGCAAUAUACAUCAGUCUAUGACAAUAAUGAUACAUUUUAUUUAGCUGGCUAUUAUGAUCCGACCAUUUUGCAAUUGAAAAUGGAAAAAAAUAUACCGACAACGGCAACAAACUCCAAAUCAUCAACCAAUGAUCAAGAAAAUGAUGAGAAUGAUAUCGAUGAGAGUGUUACAAAUACAUCGAACGACGGUUAAAUGCAAUAAACUACUAAAACACUAUUGUGUUGUGAUGAACAGAACUUUUUAGUGUUUGUGAACAAUUUACGUUUUUUUUUUUCAACUUCUCUCGUAGUGAAAUAGACACUUUGACUUUCUAAAUGUGCAAUGAUUUAUUGAAAAGAGACAUUUGAAAGAUGAAGAAAAAGAAUAAUUGAUGAAGUGCUACCAAUAAUGAUCACUGCGAUGAUGUGUGAUAACAAUUUGUGAUUAUAAAUUGUGACGUGUGCCAAUUCGUGUCAUAAAUUCAUUUGUUUUUGCGAUAAACAUUUUAUUGAAAACCAUUCUGGUGGAUCAUAAAUUGGUGUAGCAUUGAUUGAAACUUGCAAUUUAUUGGAGAUGCAGUGAAAUGAUUCAAGAAGAAGUGAUUCAAGUUGAUAAUGAUGUGCAAUUGAAUUCCUUUCAUUAUUAAACAAAAAAAGACAAUUAUUGAAAACACAUCAUAUCUUCUAUCUAAUUUUAUGCGAACAAUGGACAGAACAAAUUCGAAGUGAAGUGCAAUAGUUUUGUAACAAUAUAAUUGUUAAUUUUAAUUCUAUAUGGAAUUUUCCAUUUUCUGAAGAAGAAAAAAAUUAUGAAGAGCGGACGGCGGAGACACGAAUAUGAAUGAAAUGUAAAUAGUAAAGCGAACAAAAUGUUUGGAACUUAAAUUAAUGUAAAGUCAUCUAACACACCAUGGAUGGAUGUGCAACAUAUGGACAGAAUAUGAUAUAGAUUAUGUGCUUAUUUUCAAAUCAUACUAACAAUUUAUUCAAAUAAACUCUAUUCAAAUAUCUAUUGCAUUCUAUUUUUUUAAAAAAAUAAAUGAUAAACAAUACACACACAAAAAAAAAUCCUAAUUUUGACUAAUACAUUUAAUUGUUGUGAACGAGAUUGUCUAAUUAUAUAUAUGUCUUGUGAAUAAUAUUAUUUAGAUUAAGCAAAAGAUAAAAAGAACAAAUAAACAAAAUCUCUAGUAGUUGUAGCCGAUACAGGCAAAUUAAAUGCAUUAAAAAGAAUUAUUGAAACGCUAUAUAUGUUAGGCCUAAGUGAAUAUUUACUGAAUUCAAUAAAAAAAACAUGAUAAAUUAACUGAAAUCAAUCAAAAUUAACAUUUUGUUUAGAAAUUAAGUAAAAAACCAUAGUCCUCCUAUAUAUUAUAAUAAAUUACUAAUUAGAAUAAACAAAUAAUGACAACAGCAACAAAUGAAAUCGAAACGAUAGAGUUUUCAAUGCAGGAAAUGGUAGUGGUAUUUAAACAACAAUAAAAAGUCAAUUAUAAAAUUGUAGCAAUCAAUAUAUUCCAUGGAACAAAAAUUUGUAUGCAAAUUUGAAUUUUGAAUCGAACAAAACAAAAGAACUUUUUGGAUCAAAGGAAUACUAUUUUGAUAUUGUUUUUUUAAGAGUGAAUAAAAGAUACACAAACAUUUUGGCUACUAUUUUGACCAUUUAAAGAAAAAAAAAACAGAAAUUUUGGAUAUCAUAGAAGUUUUUUCAGCAUCGGACGAUUUGAAUGCGAUUGAAAUUGCUCGAAAUUUUCAUAGUAUACGAAUAUUACGGCUGAACACAUGCGAAACAUGAGACGGAUUUAUUAUUAUCGUAAAAUCAUUCUGAAGUAAACAAAAAAUUUUUUUGUAUUGACAAAAUUACUCGAUAUAUAAUUUAGUUCUAAGGCGUUUCAAUCAGUUUCUAUGAAUUUUAUCGAUGAUAAAAAUUCGAUGAACAUUGUUUUUAUAUAUUGCCAAAUAGUCCAGGUUUUAAUCAUUUAUUUUGUUUUUAGUCUUCAUUUUUCUUUGAAUAACAUAACAAAUCAAUCACAACAAAGACACAGUACAACACAUUUUCAGUUGAAAACCAUUUUAUUAAUUUGUUUUUAAAUUCAUUUGCCAAUAUUGGGCAAAAAUUUAUAUGUGAAUAAUAAUAAAUUAAACGAAAAGAAAACAUACUAAAUAGCUCAAGACGUGAAUAAAUGAGUCAAUCAUACAUUUGUUUUUCCCUUAAGAUAUUAUGCGUAAAAUGAAAAGCAAAUUAUAAUUAAUAGCUAUUUUGAUGUCAUUUUUAGAAUUAAUGUCUUAAAAAUAUCCUUUUUGCAUUAUGCUUACAAUUUAUGUUUUCAACGUAAUACAAACAGAAGGAUGACAAAAUAAAAUUAUUUCAAUAAAUUUUCGUUUCAUUUCA
Messenger RNA from Contarinia nasturtii (swede midge), 9106 nucleotides. It is a transcript of the gene wge, whose product is annotated as protein winged eye. Gene Ontology annotation, molecular function: chromatin binding. NCBI's taxonomy places the organism in Eukaryota, Metazoa, Arthropoda, Insecta, Diptera, Cecidomyiidae. The record is from RefSeq and is a predicted model, not a curated record. Bases 974 to 6928 code for a protein of 1984 amino acids. The transcript has 21 exons.